AUAUGUACUCAGACAACCUAAAUAAUUGUUUCGCUGACAUUACAAUAAUUAGAAUGACAAACACGUACAAUGCUAUAAAAGGACAUAGCUACUAGUCACCGCACCUGUACUUCUACUCAGUAUAAAAAAUCCCCUUACCAUUAAUAACAAGCUAGUAACUACACUUACAGUUUUGCUUGGGCUCAAAACACAGUGAACACACCACGUUGAAGUGAAACAUGUCGCGAUACGACUGUGUUGUCCGGGGGUUUAUCCAACAUUGGACGACGUUUGAGCGUCCUGCCAGUCAACUGCCAGGAAAAAGAAAGCACGGUGAUUUGUGAUCACAUGGUUCUCAACUUGUCACGUGAGCCGGACUGGGCCGGUCAUGUGACUUGUGAUCCACUUUUCAGCCGCAAACAUAGGCUGUAACCGACAGAGUGAAAACAUGAGAGCGUGGAUGAAAACAUGCUUGCUACUGUUGGCCGCUGUGCUUCCAGUCCAAACACGGAGAUGCUCGUCCUUUUUCUGCAGAAAAUAUCACAAUAUCAGCACCCUCAAUGGUGUGGACCCUGGAUCUCCUCUUUUUAUCACUCCCUACCUAGAGAAGGGCGCCAUUGAUGAAGCCAGGACACUAAGUCAAGUUGGAGAGCUACCUGGUGAAAACGUGAAGGGUUAUGCUGGUUAUCUCACAGUCAACAAGAAAUACAACAGUAAUCUCUUCUUCUGGUUCUUCCCUGCACUCAUGCCCUCCCAGAAGAAGGCCCCAGUUCUGCUGUGGCUCCAAGGUGGUCCUGGUGGCACCUCACUGUUUGGGCUCUUUGUGGAACAUGGACCGUAUGUGGUUUAUAAGAACAUGACAGUGGGUCUGAGGGAUUACGCCUGGACCAAAAGAUAUUCCGUGUUAUACAUUGAUAAUCCAGUUGGAACAGGUUACAGCUUCACUGAUGACGACAGAGGUUUUGCUCAGAAUCAGGAUGAUGUUGGCAGAGAUCUAUACAGUGCUUUAACACAGUUCUUCCAACUCUUUCCUGAAUAUCAGUCCAAUGAGUUCUAUGCUACUGGAGAGUCAUACGCGGGGAAGUACGUUCCUGCUGUCUCAUACUACAUCCAUAAAAACAACCCCACCGCCAAGGUGAAGAUCAACUUUAAAGGCAUGGCCAUUGGCGACGGCCUGUGUGACCCGGAAAUGAUGUUGGGUGGCUAUGGUGAGUUCUUGUACCAGACGGGCAUGAUUGACGAAGUCCAAAAACAGUACGUCAUCAAGCAGACCGACUUGGGGGUCAAGCUCAUCCAACAGCAGGAAUGGCUGGAAGCCUUCAAGGUUUUUGACAGCUUACUAAAUGGUGAUGUGGCAACAUACCCUUCCUUCUUCCAAAAUGCAACAGGCUGCACCAACUACUUCAACUACUUGUUAUGUCAGGAACCCGAAGACCAGGAAUACUUCAGCAGCUUUGUGACGCUGCCAGAGGUGCGACGCGCCAUCCACGUGGGCACCCUGGAGUUCCACGACGGCUCGGAGGUGGAGAAGCACCUGCUGCAGGACGUGAUGAAGAGCAUCAAACCCUGGCUGGGUGUGCUCAUGGACAACUAUAAGGUGCUGAUCUACAGCGGCCAGCUGGACGUGAUCGUAGCGGCUCCUCUGACUGAGAGGUUCCUGCCCACCGUCAACUGGACCGGAGCAGCGGACUACAGGACGGCCCCUCGCUUCCCCUGGAAGGUCCAGCCCACUGACACGGAGGUGGCUGGGUUUGUCAGACAAGUGAGAGAGUUUUACCAGGUCAUCAUCAGAGGAGGCGGCCAUAUUCUGCCGUACGACCAACCAGCGAGGUCCUUUGAUAUGAUUGACAGGUUCCUCUCUACACGAGGAUGGAUUUAGAGGGAAGGUGAUCAACCACUGUGAUAAGUUGAUGGAAAUCAGCACAACGAGAGAUUGAGUAAUAUUUGCUGAUCAUCUGAUCAUUUGGUGCGCAUGUUUUAGUCGUAAUAUCAAAGUACAAAUACAAAAUGCCUUGUAUUAUUUUAAGUCAGUCUGAAUGUGGACUGUUUCAUGGGUGUUUUUAAAGGAACCAUUGCUGCGUUUGUUUUUCCUACCAGAGAAAAUACAGUAUUUGAUUUUAUUCUUCUUUUUUUUUUUAAGCAAGUUUGUGACUUGAUUUACCAGGAAAUUAAAUUCACUU
This is a messenger RNA of Dunckerocampus dactyliophorus (ringed pipefish), 2159 nucleotides long. It is a transcript of the gene cpvl, whose product is annotated as carboxypeptidase vitellogenic like. The record is from RefSeq and is a predicted model, not a curated record. The coding region runs from base 428 to 1858 and encodes 476 amino acids. Gene Ontology annotation, biological process: proteolysis. Gene Ontology annotation, molecular function: serine-type carboxypeptidase activity. The transcript has 12 exons. Lineage: Eukaryota; Metazoa; Chordata; Actinopteri; Syngnathiformes; Syngnathidae.